GGGAGGGGUGCGGGGUGCUGCGGGGCUGGACACGGCCCUCGUGUCGUCCACCCGCGACCCGGCGCGCGGCGGCAGGAGAGCAGGCGCUGCAGGAGGAGCCGGCCGGGCUCCCCGCGGAGCCCCCCCAGCUCGCAGCGGGGCACGACCUGCCCGGCCCAGAGACCUGGGGCCCCGUUUGCGGGGCCUGGGCUACGGGGAAGCCGCGGGGCCGCGGGAGGUUUGCAGCCGCCUGCCUGCCUGCCUGCCUGCGGGAGCUGCGUGUGCUCUGGCUGGAGCCCCAGCGCCGCAGCAAGGAGCAGGUGCUGGAGCUGGUGGUGCUGGAGCAGUGCCUGCCAUCCUGCCCCGGGGAUGAGAUGCGGAGCCGGGCGCGGGGUCGUGGUGUGAAGACCUGCGCUGAGGCCGUGGCCCUGGCCGAGGGGUUUCAGCCGGGUCAGGGGGAGGAUGAGACGCUGCAGGUCGCAGUGAGGGUGAAGGUCGAGGAGGGGCCCUCCGACGAGAUGCAGCCCCUGGGGGCACUGCAGGGCCCUGGUGAUCCCUGCCCGGAGCAGCCGAAGGCCCAUCCUGCGGACAGGCCUCUGGAUGAGUCAGGACAGAGGGAAACCCCGGGGCCUCAGGACAAGCCACCUCGCGUCCCCAUAGAGGAGCACCCACAGGAGUCAGGUGCUGGGACCCUGCAGAGAGCUGAGCAGCAGCCUGCUGAGGAGGGGCCGGUGAUCCUGGAGCUGCAGAGGACGUGCGCAGGGAGCCUGGAGGAGAGGAGCUCCCUGACCCCUGAGCCAGGCCAAGUGCAGAAGGGGCAGGGCAGGCCUCCAAAGCAGGUGGAGAGCUCGGAGCUCCGGGAGGUGUUCGAGGAUGUGGCUGUGUAUUUCACACGGAAGGAGUGGGAGCUGCUGGACAAUGAAGACAAGGUGCUUUACCAGGACCAGAUGCUGAAGAAUUACCAAGCCCUCGUUUCCCUGGGAUAUCAAGGUCCCACACCUGACUUAAUCUGCAGCAUUCAGCGAGGACAUUUGGAGCUCUGGGUCUGUGAUGAUGAGGAGAUUGGGGAAAUCUCAAGAUCAGAGGGCCUUCUGCCAGGAGGUGCCAGGCUGCUGAGCAGAGCUGAAGAGGAACUUUCUGUGGAAGGGUCUGCAGACCUGGAUCCAGUGCAGACUUCCCCAGAGAGUUUGUGUGAGAUGGACUCCCUGGGACCUGAGAAGGAGCCAUGGCACGAGACUCAGGGGAGGCCCCAAAAGCAGAAGGAGAAUGUAGCCAUGAUCCAGGACCGGUGCAUCCCCCUAGGGAGGAAGACACACCACUGCACUGAGUGCAGGAAGAACUUCAGCUGCUUGCAAGACCUGUCCCAGCAUGAGUGUGUGCAGCACCACUGCACCAAGUGUGGGAAGAGAUUCAGGAAGCUCUCCAAACUGGCAAGGCACUGGUGCAUGCACACAAGAAAGAAGCUACAUCAGUGUUCAGAGUGUGGGAAGAUCUUCACUUACUUGUCCAGCCUGGCUAGGCACCAGCGCAUCCACACGGGGGAGAAGCCACAUCAAUGCUCAGAGUGUGGGAAGAGCUUCGCUCGUUCCUCCAGCCUGGCUGAGCACCAGCGUAUCCACACGGGGGAGCAGCUACAUCAGUGCUCAGAGUGUGGGAAGAGCUUCACUUACCUCUCCCAGCUGGCUCUGCACCAGCGUAUCCACACGGGGCAAAAGCCACAUCGCUGCUCGGAGUGUGGGAAGAGCUUCAAUUACUACUCCGACCUGGCUCGGCACCAGCGUAUCCACACAGGGGAGAAGCCAUAUCAGUGCUCAGAGUGUGGGAAGAGCUUCAGUUACUCCUCCAGGCUGACUGCGCACAAGCAUGUCCACACUGGGGAGAAGCCACAUCAGUGCUCAGAGUGUGGGAAGGGCUUCAGUUACUCCUCUGAGCUGGCUCGGCACCAGCGUAUCCACACGGGAGAGAAGCUACAUCAGUGUUCAGAGUGUGGGAAGAGCUUUGCUCAGUCUUCCAGCCUGGCUCAGCACCGGCAUGUCCACACGGGGGAGAAGCCACAUCAGUGCUCAGAGUGUGAGAAGAGCUUCACUUACUCCCGCCAGCUGGCUCUGCACCAGCGUAUCCACACAGGGGAGAAGCCACAUCAGUGCUCAGAGUGUGGGAAGGGCUUUACUCAGUCUGCCCACCUGGCUUAUCACCAACGUAUCCACAUGGGGGAGAAGCCAUAUCAGUGCUCAGAGUGUGGGAAGGUCUUCACUCAGAGCUCCACCCUGGCUCAGCACUACACAGGGAAGAAGUCGUAUCAAUGCUCAGAGUGUGAGAAGAGCUUUGCUAACUCUGACGGACUGACUCAGAAGCAGCGUAUCCAUACGAGGGAGAAGCCACAUCAAUGCUCAGAGUGUGGGAAGGGCUUCACUUUCCGCUCCCAGCUGGCUGUGCACCAGCGUAUCCACACGGGGGAGAAGCCACAUCAGUGCUCAGAGUGUGGGAAGAGAUUCACUCAGACCUCCAGCCUGUCUGUGCACCAGCGUAUACACACGGGGGAGAAGCCACAUCAGUGCUCAGAGUGUGGGAAGACCUUCACUCGGUCCUCCAGCCUGUCUGAGCACUGGCGUAUUCAUACGGGGGAGAAGCCACAUCAGUGCUCAGAGUGUGGGAAGAGCUUCACUUACUCCUCCAACCUGUCUGAGCACUGGCGUAUUCACACGGGGGAGAAGCCACAUCAGUGCUCAGAGUGUGGGAAGAGCUUCACUUACUCCCGCCAGCUGGCUCUGCACCAGUUUAUCCACACUGGGAAGAAGCCACAUCAGUGCUCGGAGUGUGGGAAGAGCUUCACUCAGUCCUCCAGCCGGGCUCGGCACCAGCGUAUCCACACGGGGGAGAAGCCACAUCAGUGCUUCAAGUGUGGGAAGAGUUUCACUCGGUCAUGCACCCUGGCUCAGCACCAGCGUAUCCACACAGGAGAGAAGCGACAUUAGUGCUCAGAGUGUGGGAAGAGCUUCCCCCAGUCAUCAGGCCUAGAUUAGCACCAUUGUAUCCACACAGUAGAAGUUACAUCAGUGCUCAGAGUUUGGGAAGGACUUCACUCAGUGCCCUUACCUGAUCAAACACAGCCUCAUCCACACGGGGAAGAAGCCAUAUUGGUGCUCGGAGUGUGGGAAAAGCUUCAACCUGUCCUAUACCCUGGCCCAGCCCCAGAUUACCAACACGGGUUUGCAGUCAUAUCCGUGCUCAUAGUGUGGGAAGAGCUUCACUCACUCCUCCAGCUGGGCUCUGCACCAACUUAUUCACAUGAGGGCGAAGCCAUAAUAGUGCUCAGUGUGGGAAGAGCUUCAUCUAAUCCUCCAGCUGUCCUGGCACCAGCGUAUCCACACAGAGGAGAAACCACAUCCGUGCUCGAAGAGCGGGAAAUGCUUCUUCCAAUCCUCCAAACUGGCCCAGCACCAGUGUAUCCCUAUCCGGGAGUGUCCAUAAUUCUGUCAGCAAUACAGAAAGGGUUUGGGGAUGUAUACCUGCUGAGCACCCACCAGUGUCUGCAUCCAGGGAAGCAGUGUCAUGCCAGGGGACUGCAGCAACAGUUCACGCUUUGUUCAGCCUUUCUAGGGCACUGGAAAACCCAAAGGACACAGAGGCCAGCCUCCCAGGUUUGAUAUGGGCGAGGGGUUAAAAGGAAAUGCCUCAGUCAGAUGCCCACACUGUUACCUCUGAGCUCUGUGUUCUUGGGGAACCCUGGCACAGGACACAGUCUGUCUGAUUCACAAAGAAUCCCCCCCCCCCCCACGAAACUGAUUAAGGUGCAAUGAGAGUCACACCUAAGACCCUCCAGAUAAGGGUGACAAGAGUGAGACAACUGCCCUAGGUCUCAUAUGCACCCGAGAUGGAACCAGAUGACCAUUCAUUUACAAGGGAGGUCAAGAACAGGAAGUCUGAAUCAGAGACUGCAGUGAAUUCUGGGAUCAGAGAAGCAGGGGAGCUCUGUAUGAUGGGGAAUGUAUGCUCCAAAUGCUAAUCAACCCAUGUUUACACACACCCAGUUCAGCAUUUAUCAGACCAGUUCUAAUCUGGCUUUCCAAAGGUCUCCCCCCCCCCCGCCGCCAUCUCUAAGCAGAAGUAAAGUUUAAUAGUUGUCUCGGGCCGUACAGUCCCCGGUCCUACUAUGGGAGGCCUAUUUAAACUUGAUUGACUAAAACUCGGUUGCCAGGUUAGGGAAUGCUGAGGGAAAAAGACUGACUCCGAGGGGGUAUGGGCAACAUUUGAACAAUGGUAAAGGGUUCAUCACAGCGGCCAGCCCAUUGGAGCCCCGUCAGAAGUGUUGUCAUACUUUUCCCAGUACGACUGGUGGAAGUCCUCUCCACAAAAGGUUAGGAGGGUGUCAGCCUGUCCGUGCUGAUCAACCCGGCCGGGUCAGGCGUGUCAUGGUAAUUUGUGUGUGUUGGUGUCUAUGACUGAUUUGGUGGCUGAAGGAACCCAGCCCCAUUGAAACAGUCCUGCAAGAUAGCUCCAUUGGGGUGAGGACUUGCAGAAGGGAGAGAUACAUCUCCGUAUGGAAACACAAGUAACACGAACAGCACAUUGAUAGAAUUACAAGGACCCUAGAAACCUACCCCUAAUAAAUGAGCACACCCCAAAGUAAUUGGCAAAUCUAGUAACAACAUGGAUACUGGGGGAACCUGUGAGGAGAUUGUGGCAGAGUCCCAUCUCUGUCUCUCCCCAAACACUUCUGAAAAUGUGGUUACCAAAUCAGUGCAGAGGGCAGACACCUCUGGUCCCAUCUGUUUCAGGUAACCUCGAGUUGUAACCUGAGCUGGAUGCAUUCCUCAGGGAGGGGGAAACCUGCUCCCUUUGCCUACAAGAUUGGCAUCACAUACCUGGGUGUGGGGCUUAAGCUCCCUAUUGCUCUAAGCAGUGGCAACAUGGCUGAGAUGGGGCUAGAGACCCCACGAGUCUACCCAGCAACCAGUGAUGGAUUUCAAAUUGUUUGUCUGGCAGCCAACAGUUGCUGGCCUUCAUUGGAUCAGGUAAAUGAGGUCAUAAGGUCUAUAUAAGUUAGGGACUUCCUAGGAGAAGGGGCAGUAGCCAUGAUGAGAACUUGGAGAGAAGCUGGACCUUCUGAAGUUCACUCGCUGUCUUGAUACUCAUGAUCAAUGAACUGCUUGUCUCCAGAGGAAAUCUCCAGCUGCCUCUGGCUAAAGUUGUGAGUAAGCUACUUGAGAGUGAAUUAGAUAUAUAGGUUGUAGUAACAGAUGUGUAAUCAAAGGCUACCAUGCCACUGUUUGCUCUGUGGGAUGUCUUUGAUUUUCCUCUACUCUGUACCCUAGUCCAAACCUACUGCUUGUAACCAAUAAAGUUCUCCUUAGUACCUAGCAUGGCAGACUUACUGGGAGAGGGUCUAGAUUAUGCCUUGGGGUCCCCUUGGUCCAGUUGACUGAGGGAGACUACUAUUUGUGCUUCAAACUAAGGGAAGCACCCCAAGUUCUUGCAGUGGGUUGAGUACCCCUCAAAGAGUACUAGGCCUGUGUUUCCCAGGGAGCACUGGGCCUGAAUCAGUCUAGACCUUGGGUGGUGGCGGCGUUACCCCCAGGUUAGCAAGUAGGCUCCAGGAAGGGGGUGGGCCAGACAUGAGGCACCCCCAAGGAGGCACUUGGAGCCUGGUAGGUGGUUGGGCGCAGUGAGGUGGGUGGCUCAACGCAGGAGCACCUCCUACUGGCCCAACAGAGAGGUGAUCUUUGCAUCAGCCUUGCAGCCUGUGCCACCCCAUCAUUCUCUAAAAGCAGGCACUGCUCCCAGGGGCAGAAGAAGUGUCUACAAUAGGUGACCUCCCCAAGACAGAUGCCUCCAAAUGACACCUGUGGACUGUCUUUGGCUGACUAUCAGCUUCGACUUCCCUGCGGCCCCAGGGUUGUUGUAUGUGAGGCUUUAGAGUUGUAGGAAGGAGCACAUUUAAUGCUGGGGGAGCAUUGCCUGCCUUCCACCCUGAUCAUGCCUUUCCUCCCCACUGCAUUCCCCCUCUUCCAGGCCUGCACAUUCCCAUCGUGGUCUGCAAGAAACUGCUACAAAAUGAACAGACUGGGCUGCCAGUAUCUUCAUCCAGGGAAGCAGUCUCAUGCCAGUGGACUGCAGCCCAGUCUGCUCAGUUUGUUAAGAAGGAUGAGAGGAUGCAGGUGCUUUCACAGGCAGGAAAUACUCCAUACUCAGAGGCAGGGUCUGUGGCAGGCCAGUAGGGGGUGCUCCUACAUUGAGCCGCCCACCUCCCUGUGCCUGGCCACCUUCCAGGCUCCUAGUGCCUCCCUGGGGUGCCUCACGUCCGGCCGGCCCCUUCCCUGGAGCACCCUUGCUAGCCUGGGGUUCCUGCUGCCACCAUCCAAGGCUCUGGACCCAAUUCUGGCUCUGCGCACCUUGGAAAACUCAGGUCUGAUCGUCCAAUGAGUCCUAGACCCAAUACAGGCACUUGGGGCACUUCCUAAGUCAGGGGCUUAUCAGGAAAGCCUCCCUUAGUCCACAGACCUAAGGGGCCUCCUUGGCAUAAUUUAGACCCACCCCUCAAUAAGUCUCCCACACCAGUCACAAAGGAGAACUUUAUUGAUUACAGGGGGUAGGGUGGGAACAGGGUAAAAGGUAGAGCAGUAUCAUGGAAAUAUCAGAGAAAUCCCAUAAAGGAAACCAGGGUGGCUGAGGUAGCCUUUUGAUCUCACAUCUGAGUUACUGUAAGCUAAAUAUCUAGUAGGAUCUCGAGUAGCUUACUCACACGCAUCAUCCAGAGGUGGUUGGAGUUUUCCUCUGGAGGCAGGGCACUCUGAGCAUGCAGUUAUGAAGAGAGAGCCAGUUUCAGAUUCAUCUGUGUGACUGCAUGGUUAAAGGCUCCUCUUCUUCCUGGCCCGGGCCUUUAAACAACCUCUCUAACCUCAGCAGCCCAGUCAAAUCGAAGCUGCCAGUGCUGGCCACAAGCCAACCAAUCUAAAAAAGCAUCACUGGCUACCUUGGCCGGUGAGCGGGGCUUUUCCCUCCCCCUCCCCCGCCCUCCCAGGUGACCAGAGCAUCUGCCUCCGAGGCACCAGGCUUUUCUCGUAGAAUGGGAGGCAGAUCCCUGCCCUGAGGGAUUCAACACCAGCCUCUCCCGCUGGCAGAGACAGAUCUCUGGAGAGGGGCACAGACGGUGGCAUUCCUGCCACACUUCCCCCCUUCCCCCGCCCCCGCUCCUUUAAAAGCUCAGACACGGGGCCUGUCAGGGCUGUGGGUCCAGGCGUGUUGGGUCAGGGAGUUCCCACGGGAUGCCAGAAGAAGGGAAAAAAAGGAAACCUGAAACGAGUUAUUACAAGAACAUACAGAAACCAUAAAACCUGAUGGCAGUCUUACACUAGUGAUCUUUUCACUAGUCCUGAGUCCAGAGGACCCACUACCCAGAGUCCUUUUGUGACAUGGCAUCCGCUAUCACGUUCUGGCUUCCCUUGAUGUGCUCGACAGUGAAGUUGAACUCUUGAAGCUGCCAGGCCCAUCGCUGCAGCUUCGCAUUGGUGUUUUGCGUGGUCUGCAACCACUGCAGUGGGGCAUGGUCCGACAGGACGGUGAACUGUUGUCCCCACAAAUAGGGCUUCAGCUUGUUCAGUGCCCAGACGAUUGCCAAGCACUCCUUCCCUCCCAAGGGAUUAGCUUCCGGCUGAGGUAUGCCACGGGGUGCCGUGUCUCCUGGUGCUCCUGUAAGAGUACAGCUCCCAGUCCUACGUUGGAGGCAUCCGUUGCCACGUAGAAGGGUUUAUCAUGGAGCGGUGCCUUCAGGAUUGGUUGUUUGACCAGGGCAGCCUUGAGGGUGUCAAAUGCUUCCUGUCACCCCUGCUUCUAGACCACCGGGUCCAGGCUGCCCUUCUUGGUCAGCUCGUGCAGCGGGGAGGCAGAUGCCCCAAACCCCGGGACAAAUCUUCGGUAGUAACCCGCCAGGCCAAGGAAGGCUCUGACUUGCUUCUUGGUCUGUGGAGAUGGCCAGUCCCUGAUGGCCUCGAUCUUGUCCCACAAGGGAGCAAUAUGACCUCCACCCACACGAUGACCCAAGUAGACUACCUCAGAUAGUGCCCACUGGCACUUCUUGGCUUUCACAGUAAUACCAGUUUGCUUGAUCUUACCUAACAUGGUGGUCAGGUGAAUCAGGUGCGACUCAAAGUCCUGACUGAAGAUGGCGAUAUCAUCGAUGUAAGCCAUGGCAAACUGCUCGCAUCCUUGCAGCAGAUUAUUAAUCAGUCUUUGGAAAGAGGCGAGAGAGUUGCGCAAACCAAAAGGUAAAACUGUGAACUCGUAUAGCCCCGUAGGUGUGGUAAAGGCAGACUUGGCUAUGGCAUCCGGGUCCAGUGCCAUCUGCCAAAAUCCUUUAGACAGAUUGAGAGUAGAGAUGACUUUGGCUGGGCCCAGGCACUCUGGCAAAGUGUCCAUCCUGGGCAUAGGGUACGCAUCAGGGGUGGUAAUGGCAUUCAGUUUCCUGUAGUCCACACAGAACCGGAUGGUUCCAUCCUGCUUCCGGACGAGUACCACUGGACUGACCCAGAGACUCGUUGAAGGCCGGAUUACCCCCAACUCUUCCAUCUCUGCGAUCUCCCAUUUUAUUUCUUGCCUCACCUUCUCAUUAACUGGGUAAUGUCGGGAAUAUAUAGGGCGAUGGCUGCCCGUCUCUAUCGAGUGUACUGCCAGGUCCGUUUUACCUGGUUUAUUGGAGAACACUGUCUCAAAGUCCUUGAGCGCUGCGAGCAGCUGGUCCUUGUCCUGGGAGGGCAGAUGGUCCGGCAGGCGGAGUUCCUCGAUCCCUGCCUCGUCAUCCCAGUCCCCAUACAUGACCGGCUCCUCCGGGCCCUCCGGUGUUCCCUCAACGGAGGGAACCCAGAAUACCAUCUCCUUUCUGUCAUAGUAGGGUUUAAGCAUGUUCACAUGAACUGUCUUAGGCUUCCUAUCCCUAAUAGCCACUACAUAGGUCACAUCAUCCAGUCUGUCCAGGAUAGGAUGAGGACCUUCCCAAGCGGCUUGCAGCUUGUCUGUUUUUAGUGGCAGGAAAACCAUCACAUUAUCACCCCGCUCAAAGGUACGUAAGCGGGCCUUCUCAUCAUACCAGGACCUUUGCUUCUCCUGGGCCUGUCCCAGGGAGUCUUGUGCCAUCUUCAUCAUGUCAGUCAGUUUCUGAUGGAAGUUAAGCACAUACUCCACCACUGAGGUCUUUGUGGAAGCGAUCUUCCUUCCCACUCCUUUCUCACCAAAUCGAGAGGACCUCGAACUCGCUUCCUGAACAUCAACUUGAAGGGUGAGAACCCAGUGGACUCCUGGGGCACCUCCCGGUAGGCAAAGAGCAGAUGCGGCAGUUUCUCAUCCCAGCCCUUGGGGUUGGAGUCCACAUAGUCCUUUAGCAUCCCUUUCAAGGUGCCAUUGAACCUUUCCACCAGCCCAUUUGUCUGAGGGUGGUAGGCUGUGGUCUUAAGGUGUUGCACCCCACAGCAGUCCCACAGGCACUUCAUCACCUCCGCCGGGAAGUUCCCACCCCGGUCCGUUAGGAUCUCGGAGGGAAAACCCAGCUGACAGAAGACCUUGAUGAGGGCAUCAGCAACCACGGGGGCCUCAAUGGAGGUGAAGGCAACUGCCUUCGGGUACCGCAUUGUGUAAUCCACUCUAGUCAGUAUGUAUUUCCUUCCUCUAUGAGUCUUAUGCUUCAGCGGUCCCACAAUGUCCACGGCCACCCUGUGGAAGGGUUGGUCAAUGAUAGGGAGGGGCUGCAGGGGAGCCCUUCUCCUGUCCCCACUUUUGCCCGUCCGCUGGCAUGUCUCGCAAGAUUUGCAGUAGUCCGUCACAUUCUGGGCUAUUCUGGGUCAAAAAAAGUUCACCUUCAACCUCUGGUUGCAGGUGAACCACUGAUUCCUGCCCCAUAAGAUCCCGUCCCACCAGGAUGGGGACCGGAGCCCCUUCCAGUACCCCCAUUUCCAGGUACGUUAAACAGUCAUUCCACACGAUGGGUGCACGGACUACCACUGCCGUCAGAGGUGGGCCCUCACCCCGUGAAUAGUAAGGGUCUUUCCCGGGAUUAUGUCUGCAGGCGAGACAAGGUUGGAAUUAAUUAGUGUCACACUGGCCCCCGUGUCCAGUUCCCCCACAAGGGUCCUCUCCUUUACCGUGAUCAUGGUCUGGUGGGGGGCCAUCACCUCCUCCGAGUUUGUGAUCCUGUAGCAACAGACACUCCCCUCAGAGGGGCUCCGGCCCCCCCUUCACUGCUCACGGCUGUUGCCCGCCUGACGGGCCUGGGUCUAUUGGUUAGCUUUGGGCAGUUGGGCUUCAUGUGGCCCGGCUCCCCGCAGUUAUAGCACCUCCUCUUUUCCGAAUUGGGUGGUUUGUCCGAAUCGGGCCGCCUUGCUCUCUGCAGAAGGUGGCCCUCUUUCCCCUUUUUGACCUGGACCUCUCUUCCCCCUCUUUGGACCACUUUCUGCUCCUUCCCCGAGUAGGGAGGCUUCUCACGAUUUAGCAACAGUCGGUCUGCAAUCUCAGCGGCCUCUUGAGCAGUUUUGGGGUCCCUGUCCCUGACUAGGGUCUUAACCUCUCUUGGACACCAAAAAUAGAAUUGUUCCAGCACCAUGAGCUGGCAUGACUUUUCUACAGUGUCAACCUUGGCUUCAGCUAAGCAUUUAAUGUAUGUGUCCUCCAACAGGGCCACAUAAUCAGUCAAUGACUUGCUGGGAUUUUUUCUGAAAAUAAUCCAGUCCUAACUUGAACCUUUUAGACACUGCAGCUUUAAAGGCAUUAUAGUCAUCAGCUGCAUCUGAGGGCAGGCUGUCCAGGACCACCAUCAUGUUGCCCUCUACCAGUGCAGACAGGUACAUCAUGAUCUUUUCCUCUGGCACCUUACACCACUGGGCUUGUCUUUUGAAGUUGCUUAGGAACACCGCAGGAUUGUCUCUGUCUCGGUAGCGAGCAAAGGCUGAGAUGUCCGGUUUGGGGUGUUCGCCGGACGCUUGCGGAGUGCUCACGUUUGCCCCAUUGGGCUGCAGAUGGAGCUGAGCCUCCAGCUUUUUCUGCUCAAGCUCCAGCUUUUUUGCCUCCAGCUCCAUCUCCAUCCUUUUCAAUUCUAGCUGUCAUUGAUCCUUCUCGCGCUGGGCCUCCAGCUCCAGCCUUUUCAACUCCAGCCUUUUCAGCUCUAGCUCAUGGAGUCUCUGCCGUUCCCCCUCAGAGGGUGAUGUCUCGGCGGCCUCCGGACUUGAUGAGCGGGAGUGUGUUCCUGGGUCGGACUCAGGAGUUGACGAGCGUGAAGCUGACGCUUGUUCUGACUCGCUGGUGCACAAGAGUUUAACCAGCUCUUCCUUCUUUAGCCCUUUCUUCACGUGAAGGCCUCUCUCUUUUGCCAGUUCUUUCAGUUCAGGCACAGUCAUCCGGACAUACUCGUCCGCCAACCUGACUAUCUACACUAUUCAGUGACCGGAUGCCAAAUUAGAAAUUGUUUGCUCAAGGGAUUUCAGUGACUAUUCCUUUUCCCAAAUUAUGCCUCAAAUACAGCAGGAUAUUCGGAUCCCACCGUUGCCACCACGUGUGGCAGGCCACUAGGGGGCGCUCCUGCAGGGAGCCGCCCACCUCCCUGCGCCCGGCCAACUUCCAGGCUCCGAGUGCCUCCCUGGGGUGCCUCCUGUCUGGCCGACCUCUUCCCUGGAGCACACCCGCUAGCCUGGGGUUCCCGCUGCCAUCAUCCAAGGCUCUGGGCUCACUUCUGGCUCUGCGCACCUUGGAAAAUGCAGGCCUGAUCGUCCAAUGGGUACUAGACCCAAUACAGGCACUUGGGGCACUUCCCCAAGUCAGGCACUUAUCAGAAAAGCCUCCCAUAGUCCACAGAGCUAAGGGGUCUCCUAGGCAUAAUUUAGACCCACCCCUCAAUAAGUCUCCUACACCAGUCACAAAGGAGAACUUUAUUGAUUACAGGGGUGUCAUAACCAAAUGAGUUGAGUGCCCCUGUCACAAUAGAACUGCUGAAUGACUACAGUUAUUAAUACCCUUAGUUGGUAUUCUACUUUGUGUUUGUGUUGGAUGUUGUAUCUUAAACACACUUAAGAACUCCAAGGUAUCUAAUCUGUUAUUUGGUCAAGGGGGCAUGUCUAAAUGGAGAAUGACCAAACACCAGUCAAAUGUAAAACAUGAGGGGAAACUAUGCUCGGAGUGUGAGGGAGUUAUGAUGAACGCGCGAUCAAAUAGGUUCAGCAAAUCAGGGGCUACAUGAGGGGCGUGACUGCACGGCCGGCAGUCACAGCUCCCUAAAAGUCAGCAGAUACACGGGGCACAUUUUGAUUGAGUCUGUAGCUUAUAAAAAGGGGCAGAACACAAGCACAAGGGGGACCCGCACCAUAUCAGAGAGGCCUGAUCACCCUCACCGGAGGUCCUGCGUCCACGAAAUCCCUUUCCCCCCAGACGCCCCCAUCAUGACCGAGUAUAUCAUUUGAAUGUGUUUAGAGCUCUCAAGUCACCAGCGAGUUUAAUCUUGAAAAUUCUGUAAAGGAAACCACCUAUACGAAAGUGUGAGUAAAGCAUUUAUUUGUUA
Molecule: messenger RNA, 12511 nt
Organism: Alligator mississippiensis (American alligator)
Lineage: Eukaryota; Metazoa; Chordata; Crocodylia; Alligatoridae
Product: zinc finger protein 420-like
Exons: 7
Coding region: 354-2954 (866 amino acids)
Biological process (GO): regulation of DNA-templated transcription
Source: RefSeq, a predicted model, not a curated record